AUGUAGAGUAUCUUCAGUUCAAGCUCAAAGGCUUUCAAAAGUAAAAGUACAUCAUCAUAUUAAGUGUAAGAGGACUUUAUUUGCUACUUUUGGCAAGGGUAUAAUGGUAUGAGACAAGGGUAUUUGGUAUCUCGGGAGUAGUAUGAAAAGUCAAGCGAAGACUAAACAAUUGCCGCUCCUAUAAUAAGUUUGUUUUUACCAGCUCUUAAGGAUGCAACUCCUGCAAAUUUAUCAUAUCCUAAUCCAAGUGUCAAUUUGAAAAUAGUUCCCAAUAAAGCAACAUAUCAUAAACCUGGAGGAUUCAACCACUAUUCAGGAAUGGUAUUUUGCAAUUUCUUCAACAAAGAUGGCACAAUUUUCUAGCAUUGUCCAAGAUACCAGCUUGAAAGUGCGCUAAACUAACUAGAAAUUAAGUAUGGUUUAGAGAUCAAAGUAGGAUUCGAACUGGAAUUUAGUAUUUUAAACAAAGAUCUCACUCCAAUAGAAACAAACUGCUUUGCAAACAUCGAUUCAACAUUAUAAUACUAUUCGUGGUUAACAGCAAUUGCUAGUUAAAUGAAAUAACAAGACAUUAAAGUAGAUUGCAUUCAUAAGGAAUCAGCUAAAGGCUAAUUUGAAUUCGUUUUAGGAUAUAAGGAUGCAAUAACUGCAGUAGAUGACUAUCAUAUUGCAAGAUAAAUAAUAAAAAAUUGCAUAAGUCAGACAGUAGGAAACUCAGGAGAAAAGUCUAAAGUAAGUUAUCUACCAAAAGCUGACGAGGAAGAUUUGGGAAAUGGCUUGCACGCAAAUCUAAGUAUAUGGAAAGAUGGAGUAAAUAUCCUUGGGGACAAAGCAAAGGAGUAUGGAUUGAGCAAUGAGGCAGAGUCAUUUAUAGCUGGCAUACUCCAGCAUUAUGACGCUUUAAUCCACUUCUUAGCACCCUCACCUAAUAGUCUCAAGCGUUUUGUUCCUGACUUUUGCUCUGGAAUAUAUAAAAUCUGGGGAAUAGAAAACAGAGAGGCUCCUAUAAGAGUAAUUGAAUCUGAUAAGCCUGGUGAUAAUAUAAAUCAUUUUGAAAUUAAAUCUUUGGAUCAUACAGCUAAUCAGUAUCUUGCCUUAGCUGCUAUUGUGGUUGCAGGGAUGCAAGGACUUGAUAACAAACUUACGUUACCAUCUCCAUUUAAUGGAGAUCCACAUGACUUAACACCUGAACAAAGAGAUGAAAAAGGUAUCUAAUUGCUUCCAAAUACAUUCGAGGAGAGAAAAAAGGCUUUGUAGUCUAAAGAAGCAGAACCAUUUGUUUAAUUUUUUGGACAAGAAUUAAUAGACAAUAUUUUAUCAUUCUAAGAUAUAGAUUUCAAAGCUUGUGAAAAUCUCUCCUUAAGUGAGCAAGUUAAAUUUUUAGUUGACAAAUAUUGA
Stylonychia lemnae is the source of this 1398-nucleotide messenger RNA. The record is from the annotation of a GenBank genome assembly. NCBI's taxonomy places the organism in Eukaryota, Ciliophora, Spirotrichea, Sporadotrichida, Oxytrichidae.